CUUUGUUUUAAUUCCUUCAUUAAAUGGAUUUAUUUCUGUAAACAUUUCUUUCAGCGCGCACGAUUAACCCAGCGCCGCCGGUCGUCACCGGCCACCUACCACCGACGACCGCCGUGCGCCACACCCACCACAUAUUCAGCUCACUUAAAUCACUAUUCAAUUGACGUUCUUUCUACUCGGCCCACCCCCGUGCACCUGCAUUCUUCGGUGCCGCUUGUCGAGGAAACUAUUGUGCGAUUGUGUUGAAAAGAUGAGGAAUUUCUUCUUGCUAUAGACGUUACAUCGAGUGGCACUCCCGAGGAGAAGCUCAAAUGGGCUUUCCGCAUGUACGACGUAGACGGUAAUGGCGUAAUUGACAUACAAGAAAUGACGAAAAUUGUUCAGGCCAUAUACGAUAUGCUCGGCGCGUGUUCAUCGAAUCGACCAGCCGAUUCCGCUGAGGAACGUGCAAAAAAUAUUUUCGCAAAAAUGGACGAAAACAAUGAUGGUCAAUUAACCCAAGAUGAAUUUUUAAAAGGGUGCCUGCAAGAUGAGGAACUUUCAAAAAUGUUGGCCCCAUAAACACCACAACCAAAUAAAAAGAAAACAUAAAAACCAACAACCACCCCCUCACAAAAUAAAAUUUAAAAAAAAACCAAAGAAACAACCACAAGAAAUUUUGAAAGAAAACAAAAUAAAAAUAAGCAAAUGACCCAUUGUGGUUUAUGUAAUUUAUUGAAUCAUUUAUAUCAUAAAAUUUAUAAAUUUACAUUUCCUAAAAUGAAUACUAAGGCAUCUACUAAAAUUUAA
Rhagoletis zephyria (snowberry fruit fly) is the source of this 789-nucleotide messenger RNA. Its product is annotated as neuronal calcium sensor 2-like. The record is from RefSeq and is a predicted model, not a curated record. Gene Ontology annotation, molecular function: calcium ion binding. Lineage: Eukaryota; Metazoa; Arthropoda; Insecta; Diptera; Tephritidae.